Molecule: messenger RNA, 3327 nt
Organism: Lotus japonicus
Lineage: Eukaryota; Viridiplantae; Streptophyta; Magnoliopsida; Fabales; Fabaceae
Product: nodulin homeobox-like
Exons: 18
Coding region: 159-3035 (958 amino acids)
Biological process (GO): flower development
Molecular function (GO): single-stranded DNA binding
Source: RefSeq, a predicted model, not a curated record
UUAAAACUGUCUCUUUGCGAGCGAUCCCGGUGAUCUUUCUCUGUAUCUGUUCAUCACCAGUUACCACCUCCUCACCCUCUCUCUCUCUCUCUCUCUCUCUCUCUCCGUCGCCGUCGACGAUUCAACUUCGAAUUCGAUGCUCUUCUGCACUUGAAAGGAUGAAGAUUGUUAAGGAGAAUCCAUCUGACAGUGAUGUCCAGGCAAAUCCAUCUCGCAGUGAUAUCCAGGUGAUCGAUUUGGUAUCAGCAGUGAAGGAAUUGCACGGGCUUAACUCUCAAGAGCUUUACAGGUUAUUGAGGGAUGCUGAAAAUUUUACUGUUCACCACCUUACUGGAAAAGGAUUGCUGCUGAAGAUUGAUAUGGACAAGCUGGCAGGUUCUCUUCCAUUGCACCUUACUGCAGCAAUAAUCUCAUCUGAUAGAAAUGAAGCCUUGUUCAGAUACUUAUUACGUGGCAUUCGCCUGUUGCAUUCGCUGUGUGAUUUAUCUCCCCGACUUCCUAAACUUGAUCAGAUUUUUCUAGAUGAUGUGAAAGUUUUAGAACAACUGAUGGAUUUCGUUUUCUACAUGCUUAUUGUUCUCAGUGGCUACAGACAGGAAGACCAUGCUUUUAGUCCUAUGUACCUUCUGCAUUCUGCUCUUGUAGCAUGCAGCUUAUAUCUAUUAACUGGAUUUAUCUCAGCACAGUGGCAAGAUAUUGUUCAUGUUUUGCUUGCACAUCCGAAGGUUGACAUAUUCAUGGAUGCGGCUUUUGGAUCAGUUCGCAUUGCUGUUAGGUGUCUUGAGAAUACACUGGUAGCUUGCUCUAAAGAUUUUUCCACGGAACCAAAUCUCCCAGCUGAACAAAUAGUUUAUUAUCUAUGCCAGCAGUGUGAGGCUUCUCUGCAGUUUCUUCAGUCAUUGUGCCAGCAGAAAUUGUUUAAAGAGCGCCUGCUUAAGAAUAAGGAACUGUGCGGAAAUGGCAGCAUUCUUUUUCUGGCUCUAUCUAUAUUGAAGUUAAACAUUCAGUCAUCUUUUCCAACAAGGAUUGUGGCUGCAAUUUCAAGGCUAAAAGCUAAAAUGCUGUCCAUUCUGCUGAUUUUGUGUGAAGCCGAAAGCCUUUCUUUUCUUGAUGAAGUUGCCAGCUCACAACAAAGUUUAGAUUUGGCUAAAUCUGUUGCAUUGGAGGUUUUUGACUUGUUAAAGACUACUUUUGGAAGAAAUCCUGGGCAUUUCACUACUGCUGACAGAAGUUAUCCAAUGGGGCAUUUACAGCUUAAUGCCAUGCGUCUAGCUGACAUCUUCUCUGAUGACUCAAACUUCCGAUCUUACAUGACAGUUUGUUUCACUAAAGUUCUGACGGCAAUAAUAUCUCUCUCCCAUGGAGAUUUUUUAUCCUGUUGGUGUUCAUCUAACCUCCCAGAAAUAGAGGAGGAUGCAAGUCUUGAAUAUGAUACAUUUGCUGCCGUCGGAUGGGUUUUGGAUAAUACUUCAUCACAGGAUCUACCGAAUGCAACAAUUUUGGAAUUCAAUCUAGUACCUAACAGAGUGUCUUCUGUCUCUUAUGCACAUCAUAGGACAUCAUUUUUUGUCAAGAUCAUUGCAAAUCUUCAUUGUUUUGUUCCCAACAUAUGUGAAGAACAAGAGAGGAACCUUUUUGUUCUCAAGGUCCUGGAGUACUUGCAAAUGGAUCUAUCUAAUUUGCUGCCUGGGUUUUCUUUUGCUUCUGAUGUUCCUAAAGCUGCCACUGUCAGCAAGAACCUACGCUCUUUACUAAGUCAUGCAGAAUCUUUGAUUCCGAAAUUUUUAAAUGAGGAGGAUGUACAUCUUCUAAGGGUGUUUCUUGGUGAAUUACAAUCACUAUUUACUUCUACUGGCAUUGGGGGAAAUCAUGUUCAGGAUAACAAAUUUGAAGAGUUAUCUUGGGAUAAGUUUUCUAAACUCGUCAACAAACAUUAUCAGGAGGCUCAUAGUACAGCGCGAUGCUCAUCGCUUAUACAACAAGAACCUUCUGAACUUAGUAAGAAAGGAGGUAACUUGAAGGAGGGAAUGUCUGAGAAUUCUUCAUUUCCAGGCACAGGCCAGUGUACUACCAGAGCUGAAAUCACAAAUCUCGGUAAUGACCUAAGUAGGCAAGAUCAGGUAGAAGAUAAAGACAUAGCUGGUAAAACUGUGUCAAGAGGAGCAAGAGAUUUUGACAAGGAUUGUCAAAAUGCUGAAACAAGCAGUUCAGAUACUAGUUCUGCAAAAGGAAAGAGUGUUAUUGAUCAUAUGGAUAGCGGGGAGCUCUCAAAAUCGGUUGCGCAUCCUAAAAAAGUUACAGUUGGAGAAACUCCAGAGGAUGAAAAGGUUGAAACUGUACCGAGGAGAAAACGAAAACGAACUAUAAUGAAUGAUGAACAGGUGAUGUUGAUUGAGAGGGCACUCUUGGAUGAGCCUGAUAUGCAGCGAAAUGCAGCUUCACUUCAAUCAUGGGCUGAUAAAUUAAGUCUCCAUGGUUCUGAUGUUACACCUUCUCAGAUUAAAAAUUGGUUGAACAAUCGAAAAGCUAGGCUAGCUCGCACAGCUAAGGAUGUUCCAGCCGCAGAUGUGGCUAAAUCAGUGCCAGAUAAGCCAAGAGGUCCUAGUCUAGGGCCCUAUGCCUCACCUGACAAUUAUGGCGAUGCAUCAAAUGCAAGACAAGAUCUUCUUAGUCUCGCAAAAAUAGCUUCUGGCGAUAACCCUGAACCUUCACUGGCUGAACUGAAGGCUGAACUAGUUGAUGCGCCUCCAGAAAUUGUUCGCUGCAAUGUGGGUCAGCAUGUUGUGCUCACAGAUACGCGAGGAAAGGAAAUUGGCAGAGGGAAGGUAGUGCAGGUGCAAGGCAAGUGGUAUGCUAAGAGCUUGGAGGAAUCGGAGACCUAUGUUGUGGAUGUUAUUGAGCUAAAGACUGAUAAAGAGACGCGGGUACCCUAUCCAUCAGAAGCUACUGGCACUUCAUUUGCAGAGGCUGCUAGUAAGUUAGGGGUCAUGAGAGUGUUAUGGAGUCCUCGCAGAAUAAUCGCACUGCAGUCUUAAUGAGAUCAAUGAUGAUGCUUCAGUUCAGUGGCUGCUCUGUAUCUUGUUAACAAAUUUCCUUGCGGUUCUAUGUAUCUUUGUACAUUGUUAAUAAGCUGCACACAAGACCUCUUAUGUGUGCAAGUGGAAGUAGGACAGUGCUUCCUAAUUAUUCAACCAAUAGAGAGUAUAUGAUAGUUCAAUAUUUAGGGAUAGAAGAUCCGAAAAAAAUUAUGUCAAACUAUUAGGAGAUAUUUAAAUAUAAAUUAUGUGUAUGUGAACUUUACUUUAGUAUAAGAAAGAUUAUUAUGAA